Henningerozyma blattae CBS 6284 is the source of this 4407-nucleotide messenger RNA. RefSeq lists its product as uncharacterized. The transcript has a single exon. Gene Ontology annotation, molecular function: high-affinity potassium ion transmembrane transporter activity. The record is from RefSeq and is a predicted model, not a curated record. Lineage: Eukaryota; Fungi; Ascomycota; Saccharomycetes; Saccharomycetales; Saccharomycetaceae. Gene Ontology annotation, cellular component: plasma membrane. The coding region runs from base 1 to 4407 and encodes 1468 amino acids. Gene Ontology annotation, biological process: potassium ion import across plasma membrane; intracellular potassium ion homeostasis.
AUGAAUUUGAGACGAACAUUAUCCAGAGCUCCGACUUUUGCAUCUAUAUCAUUAGAAUAUAGGAAAACUAUUGGCCAUAAAUUUAGGGAUUUAAUAGCAACAUGUGAUAAAUCUAUUAGCCCUAUCAAGAAGUAUAUUUUUCCAAACUUUAUUGCCGUUCACUAUUUCUAUAUUUUAAUGUUAACAAUCCUUACUUCAAUUAUGAUAUACCCAGUAGGUGGUCAUAAAUAUAUCGAUAUUUUAUUUUUAUCGACAGGUGCAACAACUCAAGGUGGACUAAACACAGUGGAUGUUAAUUCUUUAUCUUUAUACCAACAAAUGAUUCUCUAUAUAUCAUGUACUUUUGCUACUCCAAUAUUUAUCCAUGGAUUUUUAGCAUUCGUAAGAUUAUAUUGGUUUGAAAGAUAUUUUGAUGACAUUAAAGCAACUUCGAAACGAGAUUUCAGAUUAAGGAGGACAAAAACCAUUCUUGAGAGAGAGUUAACUGCAAGAACAAUGUCACAAAAUAGAAAUAGAACAUUUAGUAAAUUUGGCACACGUACACUUACCAGAGGACGAUCUGGUAAUUCAAGAAGUGAAGAUUUCCAGGAAAAAUUAUUUAGUGGUGAAAUGGUUAAUAGAGAUGAAUUUCAAACGAGAGAUAAAUAUCAUGAAAAUGAAGAAAAUGAACACAUUCAUAUUCGAUCACGUAAUCCAGGUGGUAUUGUCUUUGAAGAAAAUCAUCCUAUUAGAAGAAAUAGAAGAACAGGUGAACAAUUUGAAGGUAGAAGAAAUUCUACAGAAAUCACACCUGCUGAUAUGUAUAGAUCAAUACAAAUGAUGCAAAACCAGCACCAUGAUAAUGAUGAAGAAGAUGGUCCCGCAUUGGUAAUCAAAUCUCCAACAGAGAAUAAUAGGUUUAAUAACAGCGAUAUCAGUCUCAACCGAGUACAUUCUGUUGUAUAUGAAGAUAGUGGUUCUACUGCUGAUAAUAUUAGGGAGGGCUCUGAAGAGGACGAAGAACAAGAAGAGGAUAAUUCUGAAGAUAUGUCUAGCAAUGAAAAUGAGGAAGAAAUGGAUGACAUAUCCAUCGUCAGUGAACUGUCGAUUCCAAGACGCUCAUUUGAUAGUAACAACCAUCUAUAUAAUGAUGCUGAUGCUGAUGCUGAUAUAUCUUUUUCCACAAAUACUUUUGAAGCUUCUUCAUUGGUACAUCUUGCUGAUGAAAGUGAUAAUACUAAUCAAUCUUCCAGACACUUUCUGGUUAACAAUAACCAUGAUAUAUCGGAUGAUGAUGCAGAUGAAGAGGAAGAAGAUGAUGACGAAGAAGAAGGGGAUGGUGAUGAUAAUGAAGAGGAAGACAACAUAGGCGACGAGUUAAGCAACGAAGAAAUUAGUAAGACUCUCAAUAAUACAUCGGGCGAAGAAGAAGGUGCCCUGGCAGAUGAAGAUGUUACCAUAGGUGGAUAUACGUCAGGAUCUAUCCAAUCCAUCUUGAGCAGGGGCCUAGAACCUUUGUCGAAUUAUUCCCGGAAUGACUCUUUGGGUGAUGCCCAUUCUAAUAUAAGUAGUAUAAAUUUUGGAUCUGAGUCAAAUAGCUACACAAAUUCGACUAAUAUACCUAGCAGUUCCAUUACAUCAUCUGAACAUAGCAAGGAUCAGGCAUCACAAUUGGAUGCUGGCCCAGCAGUUACAUUUGCAUCGAAUGUAGCCAGACCUAACCGAAGAAAUAUUGAACAGUAUACACCUACUGCAAUUAGAAAUAAUGGUCCUUCUAUUCAGUUCGAUGUUUCUGAACCUCCUAGUACUCGCAGAAGACGUCUUUCUAGCAGAAAUCAUGCCACUGACGCAUAUAUUAGUCCAACCAGAGGGAAACAUAAGAAAAAAUCGUCCAAGGGGCUGUUUAAAAGAAUUCCUAAAGGUGGUAAAAUCCAAAGGCGACUUAAGAAACGAUUUACAAAUAAUUCAUUCGAAACGCCAUCCCACAUAAAGAAAUCUAAACAUACCUCAAUGUCUGAAAAUAAUGGAAGGCUACAUUCCAAUACAGAUGAUAUGGAUGAGUAUUUUGCGGAUAAUGAGUCUGAUGAGAAUAUUCCUCAUCGUGCAGAACAAGACUACAGUUACAGUACCGAUGCGGAAGAUGAAGAAUACGAUUUUUUUUCAGGCCUCCAGCAAUCUCAAUCAUUUGAUUUCGACAAUGUUAAUUCUGAUCUUUCUUACCUAGCUAAAAAACGUGAUUUUCAAGAUGCUGUUUAUAAAAACUGGAAAGCUGGCCACAAAGGUAAAAAUAAAUUUAGUAGAAACUGGAAUCCUUCAGAGCGUGCCCAAUUCUUACAUCCCAUAAGAACAAUGACUCAAGAGUUUGGCCUAAAUCAAGAACAAGAUUAUGAUACUCAUGGAAAACAAAAUUACAGAAGAGCCAGAAGACCGACAUCUGUGAGAACACAAAGUAAUACAGAUGAUGAUUUUAAUUUUCCUUCUAGAAGAAUGAGUAUUGCUGAUACAGAACAAGGUGAUUAUACGUUACAUUUUGACCAUGAUUUUAAUCUAGCACAUCCCAAUAGAGCCUUAAGGAGGAGAAAAAGUUAUUUAUCCUAUACACCAACUAUCGGUCGUAACUCGACAUUUGCUGGAUUGAAUAAAUCACAAAGGAAUGAAUUGGGUGGUGUAGAAUACAGAGCAAUAAAAUUAUUAUGUAUAAUUAUUGCAGUAUAUUACUUUGGGUUUCAUGUUUGCUCUUUUGUUAUGCUAGUGCCUUGGAUCUCACUAAAGCCUCAUUACAAAAAAAUUGUACGUGAAGAUGGUGUUUCACCAGCUUGGUGGGGGUUUUUUACUGCAAUGAGUGCGUUUAAUGAUUUAGGAUUAACUUUAACACCUGAUUCAAUGAGUUCUUUUAAUUCUGCCAUUUAUCCAUUAUUGGUUAUGGCAUGGUUUAUUAUUAUUGGUAAUACGGGUUUUCCGAUACUGCUAAGAUUUAUCAUUUGGAUUUUAAAGAUAUUUUCACCUGAUUUAUCACAGAUGCAAGAAAGCCUUCAAUUCUUAUUAGAUCAUCCACGUCGUUGUUUUACAUUACUAUUUCCAAGCGGUGCUACAUGGUGGCUGACAAUUAUUUUGGUAGGUAUGAAUUUAACAGAUUUAAUUCUCUUUAUCAUCCUCGAUUUCGAAUCUAACAUUAUUAAACCAUAUUCCACAGGUACGAGAACUUUAAUUGGGUUUUUCCAGGGGGUCAGCACAAGAACAGCGGGAUUUUCUGUAACUGAUAUACGUCAUUUACACCCUGCAAUUCAAGUUGGCUAUAUGCUGAUGAUGUAUAUUUCUGUUAUGCCUGUUGCAAUAUCAUUAAGAAGAACAAAUGUCUACGAAGAACAAUCUUUGGGGAUCUAUGGACAAGGAGAACCUGACACAUCGGAUGAUGAGGGAACCGAAGAAGAUUCUGAAGAGGAAUCGGACGAUAACAAUGAAGAAGAGGAUGACGACGAAGACGACGACGACGAAGAAGAAGAAGAAGAAGAAGAAGAAGAAGAGUAUGAGGAAUAUGAUAAUCUGUCAAGAGCAUCUAGUCAGCGAACUAAAAGGAAGAAGAAGAAAGCUUUAAGAAAAGCUAAAAAGCGUAAAAGAGCCAAAGAAAAAAAAGCAGCGUCACAUAUUGGAACUCAUAUUAUGAUGCAAUUGUCCUUUGAUUUAUGGUUUUUGUUUUUAGGUUUAUUUAUUAUUUGUCUUUGUGAAGGUGGCAAGUUAAAAGAUUCAACAAAACCUGAUUUUGAUAUUUUUUCGGUAUUAUUCGAGAUUGUUAGUGCUUAUGGUACUGUUGGACUUUCCCUUGGCUAUCCAAAUACUAACCAAUCCUUUUCUGCGCAAUUCACGACAUUAUCCAAAUUAAUUAUCAUUGCAUUAUUAAUUAGAGGUAGACAUAGAGGUUUGCCAAAUUCCGUCGAUCGUGCCAUUAUUUUACCAAGUGAAAGAAUGGAACAUAACGAUCAUGUAGCAGCCAUGAAAUUACAAAGAAAAGGACGCACUGAAUCGACAACCGACCCGAUUACUCUAAGUCUCCGUAAGAGAGUUACACAAUUAUCUACUGGCUUUAAGAAUGUGAAGGGUAUAUUUCCAGCGUUUAACGCCAAAGAAAAGUCACCAGUAUCUGAUGUAGAAUUACAAGAUUAUAAUAAUUAUAACCAAUAUGAUGAAGAUCAAUUAAUAACCGAACAACAACAAGAUAAAAGGAGCAGAAAAAGGUCUCGGCCUAUAAAUGCCGAUGAAGAAGAUUCUGGGAGUAAUAGCUUGUGGGGUAAUAAUCCUAACUAUUUUACAACUGCCACCAAUUCAAUUGACUUCAAACCACAACAUUGGACCCAUAGCCAUAACGGGCUAAAUAAUAUUGAAAGCCCUUAUAAUUCUUAUCAAUCAGAAAGUCCUCGCCAUUUAGAAUGA